GCUGUGACUGCACCCUGUUGCCCUUCCCUCUCUCCCAUUCACAUCUAAAGCUGAGCAACAACAGACUCAUUCACUGACUCAAAAACAGCCAUAGAGCAAGAAUGGACAAAGUAGAGUUCAACGGGGAAGUGAUGGAUAUUAAAGACCAGGCUUCCAGACACUUGUCCCCGGAAACAAUCAAGAGGCUGAUCCACCAGUCGCAGGAGGCAAAGAAACAAGCCUACUGUCCGUACAGCAAAUUCAGAGUGGGAGCUGCUCUGCUGACGCUCGACAACCGCGUGUUUACAGGUUGCAAUGUGGAGAAUGCAUGCUACAAUUUGGGGAUGUGUGCAGAGAGGAACGCAAUAUCUAAGGCGGUGUCGGAAGGCUACAGAUCGUUCAAGGCUAUCGCAAUCGCCAGUGACCUGAACGACCAGUUCAUCUCCCCCUGUGGUGGCUGCAGGCAGUUCAUGAGAGAGUUUGGCUCCAGAUGGGAUGUGUACCUGUCAAAGCCGGACAGCUCGUGCCUGAAGAUGACUGUGGACGAGCUGCUGCCCGUGUCCUUCGGCCCCGAGGACCUGUCCAUGAAGAAAGUCUUUGACAUUCCUAACGAAUACUGAGCCUGUAUGUUAGUUUAAAAAAAUGACAACAUGUUUUUGGUUUUUGAAUGGUCAUGGUGUGUGCUGCAUUUAAUACUCAUGCAUAACAUAUGUUCAUGUAAGGCAGUAUAGUUAUAUUUAUGGUCAAUAUUUUAUUUCUUCUACUAUCUAAUUUUAAACAUUGUGAACAUAUUUAAAUUAACUCUACGUUUGCUGUAGCUGGACAAUUCACUGAGCCUUAAUUGUACCUACAUUAACAUAUUGAGUGCUGUAUUGUUAUAGAAAAAAAAAUAUUCAAAAAUAAAAGUAAAUGACAAAUAGCAAAGCAGGUCAAACUCAUCCACAUAUUUUAAUAAAUAAACUUUUUAAAAGGA
Molecule: messenger RNA, 952 nt
Organism: Scophthalmus maximus (turbot)
Lineage: Eukaryota; Metazoa; Chordata; Actinopteri; Pleuronectiformes; Scophthalmidae
Gene: cdab
Product: cytidine deaminase b
Exons: 4
Coding region: 102-599 (165 amino acids)
Cellular component (GO): cytosol
Molecular function (GO): zinc ion binding; cytidine deaminase activity
Source: RefSeq, a predicted model, not a curated record